AUGGAACGCGUUCUCCUUGACACUAAGCUCCAUUACGGUACCUCCCACGCCGCUUCUAAGCAAAUCUUUCAUAUCGAACACCAAAGAGACGGCGUGGUGGGACUCGAGUUUAGCGCCCCCGCUACAUUGCUCCAACGCAAGGCGGCGAAACUGGACUGUGAAGUGCAAGACGACUGUACCUGCUAUCCAGCAGAGACAAAAGCCAACUGCAAGUGUAGGCAAAUAAGCAUUGCCACAUGGUUUGAAAGCCUGCAACAUCGUUUCCCGGUCAUUACACCCACCAUGGCAUUCCGAAGAGAUAAGGACGGUCUAGUGCAAGCUAGCGUGUCCAAGAUGGUAACGUCCGAGAUAGUGCUCAAUCUCGACAACGAGUAUGCGACGAAUAUAUUGGUGGAUGAAGCCAUAUGUAGAGUGUCAAAUGCCGUACUCACGGGCUGUUACAACUGCGCGAAGGGAGCGCAGGCGCGUAUCAUCUGCAGGUCAUCCCGACCAGCACAAGCGGAAAUUGUAUGCAGCGAUGCGAGUUUUGUCGUUCCCUGCAACGUAGACGGUGUGGAAUCUUUAUUACGAUUCAGCUUCACAAAGGCCCGCAUAAAUAGCCGAUGUUCUGUUUCAUGCGGACCCGUCCUGUCCACAUUCGAAAUAGGCGGAAUCCUAAAAUUUACAAGAAAUGAUAAGCUCAUGAAUCGAAAGCCGAACAAACAGCUUUCAAGACAUCGAGUUCCCCGAUGUUUUCCAUAUUGCCAACUUUUCGCUCAGUGGAUGGCCGAACGAGACGUGGACAGUGACAUCGCGUAUCUUUCCACUCUGAUACUCCACCGUCAUACCGCGUUGAAUCGCGUACAUGAAGACUUAAAAGCGAUCGAGGAAGCGUUUCAUCGAGAAAUUAGUGUCGCGUCAAUGAUCUAA
Cooperia oncophora is the source of this 909-nucleotide messenger RNA. The record is from the annotation of a GenBank genome assembly. NCBI's taxonomy places the organism in Eukaryota, Metazoa, Nematoda, Chromadorea, Rhabditida, Trichostrongylidae.